This is a messenger RNA of Aedes albopictus (Asian tiger mosquito), 1796 nucleotides long. RefSeq lists its product as uncharacterized. NCBI's taxonomy places the organism in Eukaryota, Metazoa, Arthropoda, Insecta, Diptera, Culicidae. Bases 239 to 1690 code for a protein of 483 amino acids. The transcript has 2 exons. The record is from RefSeq and is a predicted model, not a curated record.
AUUUCACCUUAAAUGCAAGUAACUCACGUCGAUACGGGCUUCCAUUCAUAAAACGGUGUUGCCUAACCUCUCACAACCAACCUACAACUUUUUGCGUUGAUAAAUGAAUUUGAUAAGAUAGCAGAUAUCACCAAAUAAUCCCCCAUAGAACGUAACUAAAAGCGAAAGACUCCGAUUGACGCAACAGGUUCAGUACGGCUUCAAGUUUCGACCCGAGAGCAAACAGUGAACACGUACUAUGGGUGAAGAAACUCCAGUUCACGAACGGUCCGCCCUGUCAUCGACAGCGUCGGAGCAAGUGUCCACAGAGCAACAGCAUGCUAGCGUGGAAACGGUCUUGGAGGAUGCUGAAGUAAAAGCCGUAGCUCCCAGUGCAGAAGGCAAUGAUGCCGAAGAAAUCUCUCAACAGGUUCAGCCAGUGAUGACUUCAGUAGAAGUUCAACUUGAAGCGACCCCGACGGAUGUUGAACCACAAAUCGCUGUCCCUGUGCCUGGGGUGAUCUACCGGAAGCGGUCGGACGGAAUGCCACAAUUCAUGUAUGACGCAGUCGCUCGAAUCGCUCCAGAACAAGGCUUCACACCUGGUCAAUUUGAAAUUACGUUCGAGUCAGGUUCCGGUAAGGGUGAUGGCUUCGUGGCGGAAAUGUUCCGAGCUACCAUCACCGAAGGUGACCGUAAGCUGGUAGUUCUGUGCAAGAUUCCACCGAUUAACGAUGCCCAUCGUCACCAGUUCGGUUUGAUGCCGCUCUUCGAUCGUGAAGUUAUGGCGUACUCCAAAUUGCUCCCGGCCAUGUACGAAUUCCAACGGGAGAAGGGUGUUACUGAAGAGAUGGACAUUGGGUUCUUCAACGCUCCCCAGUGUUAUCUAGCCUAUGCGGAUUUACCCAAAGAAGAAUCUGUCAUCAUUAUGGAUGACUUGCGGCUGAAGGAAUACCGCAUGUGGAACAAGCUGGUGCCGACCAACUACGAGCAUGCCCGUCUGCUGAUGAUUCAGCUUGGUAGACUACAUGCCGUUUCAUUUGCGAUGAGGGAACAACGACCGGAAGUGUUCGAACAGUUCAAAGUACCUGAUCCCCUGAACGCGAUGAUGAGAACGAACGAAGGAUUCAUAAUGAUGAUGAACAUGUCGUUAGACCGAGCGAUUGGUACCCUAGAAUCUCAUGAAGAGAAAGCUCGACAAAAGCUGUUGAAGCUUAAGGAAACUAUGUUCGACGAUAUAUCUACAAUCACCAGUGCAGAAUAUGCCGAGCCGUAUGCAGUCUUGGGACACGGGGAUUGUUGGAUCAACAAUAUGAUCUACUCCUAUAAGCGAGGUGUACCAACCGAAAUCGUGCUCCUUGAUUGGCAACUCUGCCGUUACGCAUCGCCAGCGCUCGACCUACUGUACUUCAUUUUCGUAUGCACCGAUGAAGCGUUCCGCCGCCAGCACUACGACGAAAUGCUUCGCAUCUACUACAACUCGUUAGGGCAGCUGCUGGAGAAACUCGGUGGAGAUCCUAGCCGUCAGUUCCCCUUCACCGCUUUGCUGCGGCAACUCAAGGCCUGCGGCAAGUUCGGCAUCCUGAUGGCAUUGCUUAUUGUGCCGAUGGUCUGCGUUCCGGAUAUGAACGAGGCGACAGACUCCGAAGAAAAGUACAAAACUCGGAUGGCGGCCAUCAUUCGGGACUUGAUAAGAUACGGGUAUCUGUAGAAGACCCCGAGAAGAUAUGUACCUUACUACAAUAAAUCGAGGGCCGGAAGCAGGGAUAUUAUUGUUUAAUAGAUGAAUAAAAACCGAUAGAUUGUGCCACAUACAA